Molecule: messenger RNA, 470 nt
Organism: Eurytemora carolleeae
Lineage: Eukaryota; Metazoa; Arthropoda; Copepoda; Calanoida; Temoridae
Product: kelch-like ECH-associated protein 1
Molecular function (GO): protein binding
Source: RefSeq, a predicted model, not a curated record
AGGAAGUAUAGUGGUAGGUGGAGGUUGGUCUAGUAAUGAGGAUCCUAAUUACCCUGGACAAAUCCCAACCAAAUCAGUUGAGACAUAUAGCGUGCUUGAUGAUGUUUGGACUGAAUCUGUACCACUGAGACACAGAAGAACAUUGUUUGGCUUUACCAGUCUUAAUGGAACCUUAGCAGCUCUUGGUGGAUGGGAGGGGGAUUUCCUUGAUACAAUAGAGUUAUUUGAUGCAGAAUCACAGGGAUGGGAGUAUGCUCCUGGUUAUUUAGCGCAGAAAAAGUCGGCUUUCGCAAUGGUGGAAACUAGUUCAUUUUUCCAAGAUGUAGAGUGCACGGACUGAGAAGAAAUUAAAUUUUUGUUUUAUGAUUGAAACCAUAUAAUUUAUGUGGAAUAAGAUUUUAAGAAAUGAAACUUGAGAACAUGCCACUUCAUUUAAUUUUACAAAAAUAAAAAUAAACUUUUAGAUCAUG